This is a messenger RNA of Rhipicephalus sanguineus (brown dog tick), 617 nucleotides long. RefSeq lists its product as uncharacterized. The record is from RefSeq and is a predicted model, not a curated record. The transcript is spliced from 4 exons. Gene Ontology annotation, molecular function: sequence-specific DNA binding. Lineage: Eukaryota; Metazoa; Arthropoda; Arachnida; Ixodida; Ixodidae. The coding region runs from base 54 to 617 and encodes 187 amino acids.
UCAGCGAGAGCAGUGCCUGCGGCCUCGUGUUAGUGCCUCAAUUCCGUGCUCACAUGGCAAGUGAUGGUGGCACCGGUACCGCCGGUACCUCGAGUGGGACAAAAGCCAACAAGCGCCGCUACUGCUGCGUCAAAGAUUGCCACAGCCGUGAAGGACAGCCUGGCAUCCGAUUGUUCCGUUUUCCCGGCCAGCCGUGGGAGAAAGAACGGCGGAGAAAAUGGAUUGUUGCCGUUCGGCGAGUGAAUGAGUGUGACGGCUCUGCUUGGAUCCCAAGUGAUGCAGCAAGGGUGUGCUCAAAGCACUUCGUCAACGGCGAAAAGAGCAACAUUGCUGCACAUCCAGGCUACUACCCUACCAUUUUUCCAGAUGCAUACAAGUCCCGUCCUGUGGACGCAGAAAGAGCACUGUCAAGAUAUGAACGAUGGAACAGAAGGGCAUCUGCUGCAAGGCCGGCAAAUCCUCAACACACAAGUUCCCUCCGCACAACUGAAGCAGAUCUUGGUGACAGUGAGGACACUGCUACCUCCAGUGCUUGUGCGAAUGGCUUGGAGCUUCUCUGUACUGCCGCUGCAUUGGUACAAGAACGAACUGCAGACCAGCGGAAAAGGUUCCACUAA